AUGAUUCACGGAGAGGAAGAAACGUCCGACCGUUCAAAACGCGCAUUAGUGAAAUAUAUCAGCUACGAGGGCAGUCCGCAAUUGGAUAAGAGCGUACGAGGUGAUGCUAUUGAAAUAUGUCAGAUUGUGAUGGAUAUUGAGGAGGUGGACGCUGAGAGCAUUUUCCCUCUAGUGGAAGUAUCUGGAAUUAGGAAGCAUACAGUCAAAACUUCAAGAAAAUUGUCUUUAUGCUGCAAAUUGUGCUUUGCAAUUGGAGGUGCUCCAUAUGAAGUGGUCGCUAGUGCAAUAGGGUUCUUCCUGCAAAUUUAUCUACUUGAUGUAGCGCAGAUAACUCCAUUUUGUGCCUCUUUAGUAUUGUUCAUUGGAAGAGCUUGGGAUGCUAUUACUGAUCCAGCUGUUGGAUAUUUAAUCAGUAAAAGCAAAUGGACGAAGAUUGGAAGAUUAAUGCCCUGGAUUAUCGGUUCUACACCUUUUGCAGUUGUGUCCUACAUUCUCCUGUGGUAUGUGCCACCAAUGAAAGAAGAAAAGUUCCUUUGGUAUUUAGUUUUCUAUUGUCUGUUCCAGACUCUGCUUACAUGUUUCCAUGUGCCGUACUCAGCCCUCACUAUGUUUCUGAGCAGCGACCAGAAGGAGAGAGACACAGCAACUGCGUACCGUAUGACGAUGGAAGCAUUUGGAACAAUGAUUGGAGCUGCUGUCCAAGGUCAGAUUGUUGCACAGGGCCAUGCUUCCAGUCACUGCUUUCUGCAGAACAAAUCAGUUGCCAGCACCAAUUCCACUACGAUAAACAGCCAACUUGAUGGCAACAUCAGCACCUUGCAACCAAAAGACUUACUUUCUCAAACGAAAGAUUCGUACAUGAUUGCUGCUGGUGUUGUAGGAGGCAUUUACAUUUUUUGUACAAUUAUUCUGUUCUUUGGUGUGAAAGAGAGAGAUGACCCCUACACUGUGAAGUCAGGCAAACCAAUUCCUUUCCUAAAAGGAAUGAAACUUGUGAUGAGACAUGGCCCCUAUGUGAAGCUGACUACAACUUUUCUCUUCAUAUCUCUGGCCCUUCAGCUUGUCGAGGGGAAUUUUGCUCUUUUUUGCACCUAUGCUGUGGAUCUUCGACAUCAUUUUCAAAAUAUUGUCCUGACAAUUCUGGUAUCUGCUGUGGUAGCCAUCCCAUUCUGGCAAUGGUUCCUACAAAGAUUUGGGAAGAAAACUGCAGUUUACUGUGGCAUUACUUGGAUUAUUCCAUUUUUAAUUAUGAUGGUUUCCAUUCCAAAUAACCUGAUUGUAUUCUACGUGGUGGCGGUCUCCUCAGGUCUCAGCGUAGCUUCAUAUUUCCUUUUGCUGUGGUCCUUGCUGCCGGAUGUCGUUGAUGAUUUUAGACUUAAAAACCCAUUCAUAAAAGGACUAGAACCUAUAUUUUGUUCAUUUUACGUUUUCUUCACUAAGUUUGCUGCUGGUGUUUCUCUUGGGUUCUCAACACUGAGCCUUGAUUUUGCAGGCUAUGAGACUGGAGCAUGCACUCAGCCCCCUCCUGUGGCUUUCACCCUGAAACUGUUAGUGGGAGCAGCACCUUCAGGACUAAUAGUCAUUGGGUUAUUGAUAUUCCAGUUUUACCCAAUAACAGAAGAAGUCCGAAUGAGAAAUAAAUUGGCACUCCAAGAGCUAAGGAACGACAGGCAGAACUGUGAACAUCCAUUGAAUGACAUGCGGAGAAUAUUAUGACAAAUAUCAGGACUGAACGUGACAAACAUUUACAAGCCAUAGAUUCCACCAUCUGCAGGAAUUGUUAUUGCUGCAGUACCUGUGUAUAUUACACUGAUUGCAAACGGCUAUUGCAAUGAUUUAUACUUUAAUACACUUUAUGCAGUUAUUUUAUAAAUUUAAAAUAUUGAAUUGAUUUCACAUAAAAAUAAUUGAUGUGCAAACGGUUAAUUUAAUAUUGUGUGAAGGAAUGCAUAGUAUUCAUACAUUUCCUUUUAUUUACUAGGUUUUUCCAAUUUUAAUUUAUUGCAUCAUAAUUACUAACAGGACUUUUGUGAUAUUAUUUUAUAUUUGAGAAGCAUCAUUUUUCUCUUAAUAAAUUAUUAAUGCUUUUAGAACAAUGUAAAUAUUUGGAGAACAAAAUUGAACUUUUUGCAUUCUUAAGUAAUGAACUACCAAAAGGAAUAUUUAUAAUGAAAUUGCAUUAUUGGCAAGUUAAGUACUUCAUUAUUCUUACAAAACAAAAUAUAUAAAACAAUCAAAAGAUUAGAAACUGGACACUACAAUAUUCAUGUAAUUGACAUAAAAUGCUAUUCAAUCUCCAAAAUCUGAUCAUUUGGUUGGGAGUUUUGAAAUAUACGUACAUGUUUACACACCACUGUUACAGUAAUUACAACUACUGUAAUUUUCCAAAUUGCAAUAAGUAGAAUAUUGACCAGUCAUAUUAUUACAAAGUUUCCACAGUGUUGAUUUAGUGGAAUUUAAGUGGUCAUCGAGUUGCAAUGCAAGUGAUUAAAUGAUAUUGUAAAUUAGUGCACGGAUCCUUUAUCCUUAAUGCAGAAUGUAAGUUCACUGAAUCUGUUUGAUCAUUUUAAAUGAUCCAUUGUGAAAUAAUUGACUUAGACUGUCUAGUAAAGUACUUGAGAGCACAAAUUCUAAGCCCACACCAGUACAAAGUUUGGAGUCAGAUUUAGUGUUGAGGAACAUUGGAUACCCACUACAAGACAAGGCCGUAAAUGUAUUGGAAGGUACUUAACUGAGAUCAAAGACAGAUCAUGACAUUCUGUGUGACCAUUCUAUCAUCUCGCAGGGCUUGAUAAGACAGUGUAUCCAAGAUUUGCAAACAAUUCAAUUUUCCAACAUUAACAUCCAUCAUACAUAAAAUUAAUCGUUACAUUUUUCUAAAAGAAUGUCCAGAAAUAACCAUAUUUUUUAAAUAGGAAAAUUACAGCCAAAAUAAACAAUUGGAACCAAUUUUUGUUUUGUUUCAUGGAGAAGUGUUUAGAUUAACAUAUCACACAAUGACAUGUUAGGGCUUUAUUCUUUGGAGCGCAGAAGGUUAAGGGGGGACUUGAUAGAGGUUUUUAAAAUGAUGAGAGGGAUAGACAGAGUUGACGUGGAAAAGCUUUUCCCACUGAGAGUAGGGAAGAUUCAAACAAGGGGACAUGACUUGAGAAUUAGGGACUGAAGUUUAGGGGUAACAUGAGGGGGAACUUCUUUACUCAGAGAGUGGUAGUUGUGUGGAAUGAGCUUCCAGUGAAGGUGGUGGAGGCAGGUUCGUUUUUAUCAUUUAAAAAUAAAUUGGAUAGUUAUAUGGAUGGGAAGGGAAUGGAGGGUUAUGGUCUGAGCGCAGGUAUAUGGGACUAGGGGAGAUUAUGUGUUCGGCACGGACUAGAAGGGUCGAGAUGGCCUGUUUCCGUGCUGUAAUUGUUAUAUGGUUAUAUUAUAUGGUAAUGACAUCUUUAAUACAUGGUCCAAUUUAGAUUUGUUUACUUUUUUUCAAACUUAGAUUACUGUUUUGAUUGUAUUCAUCUUUGGUGGUAGAAUAUUGAAAGUGAUAGAAAGGAUUAUGAGUAAAUGAGUAUUUUAGGUGGGCAAUUCUCACUGCCUGUUGCAGCCACCAACCAACCUUAAAAAUCAGUAUUUACAUAUCUUGGUAAACCAAUGAUAGUUUUUUUUUAAAGUGAUGAAUAUAAUCAACAUCUUUAAAAGACAGGUUAUAACCCAAAGCAAGGGUUGGAUUUUAAGACAAGGUCUCCGAUACAGUUACAGGUUAGGAGUUUCCUCUAUAUAACAUCUGCUUGCAAGUAAACAAGCCCAAUGUCUUGAAGGACUGGACUGUACCUCUGUGAACAUUGGACUUCUUCCCUUGGUUUUCCCACUGAGCAUUUUUUCACAAUCUUGCAUCCAAACAAGGAGCGCAAAAGAGAUACAAUUUCAGAGACAGUGUGCUAUUGUGUCAGUGUACAUUUGCAGAGUAAAAUUAUUUUUAAAGUCACAUCAGCAGCCAUGUCCAGAUCAACUCUAUGGGAGAACAGCUCCGUUACAACCAAUUCCAAUACUUUCUGCUCAUGUAUUCUUGGAAUUGGACAGAUUAAUCACUUUCUCCUCAUGCUGAAAAAACAACUAAUAUCUCAACAGAAAAAGAUUUGGUCAAUUAUAAUUUGUAAUACACCGUAAUGCAUCACAGUUCUAGGAAUUUAUCUUGGGGAAUCAGUGGUUUAUAUGCAUUACAUUCCAAAAAUAAUCAAGAUGACGAUUUAAGAGCAGUUAUUUUAUCCCUGUCUGUUCAUAAUUUCCAAGUCAAAAGCUGAGCUGAAAUUUAUCAGUACAGGUAUUUGGAAUAUAUUCAAAAAUAAUGCUUUCAAAUUGCUGUUAUGACAUCCAUGGGAUUAAUUUGCAGCCUACUGUACGUGAUCUUCCAUAUAGUCUCAUACAAGUGUUUAUGUGUUGAUAGGUUCAAAAUACAGGAGCUGAGGCUUGGGAGAGUUCUCUUCAUUUGAGUUCUUUUCCGCUCUUAGAUAAGCAUGAGGGAACUUAAGGGAGAUGAGUAAGAGAGGAAUUGUGAGCAUUAUUUGGAAAAUGCUGGAGACCAAAGGAACAGAGCCCAGCAAGCAGGUAAAUGGCUAGGUGGAAGGUUUGAAACACCACUGCAACUCCUUGCCUCCUAGUCCCAGAACAGAUAUAAAUAAAAUCAAAACAACAUGUCCUAUAUUUUAGUUUUCUGUCCUCUUGCUCAGUUGGUCUGAUGGGAAAACAGCAACAUAAAGAAUGGAAAGAAAAUUAAACAUUAUGUGCAAGUAUAUCUAAUACUGUAGGGAACAUGGAAAUAUCUUUCACCAGAUUUAGUUGAUCAAAGUUAGAGUUUGUGGUUGUUACAAAAUUAUGGUAAUGGAAGCACAAAUCAGAACAAUAGCUUCCAUUUAAAUAUAUCAAUAAUGCAAGAUGUAUCAAGCUUCUUAUCAAAUACUGUUUCACUCCAGGCCAAACAAGGAUAUGAUGGCAUUAAGAAGUAGGUUUUAAAACAUGCCUUAAAAGGUGAAAAAAUAUGAAGUGAAGGGCAGAGCUUUAAGGAUGGUAUUUCAAAAUAUAGGAACAUGGCAACUGGGACAGUCUUCGAGCAAUUACAUUUGAUUAAGAAGAUGGGGCAGACACUGAAGUAAGGAGUAAAGGGCCUGUCACACUUCGGCGUCAUUUGCACGACAUCAUUUACGCGUCAUGAUGCACGACGUGUGCAUGGUACACAUUACGUGUGCAUGGUGCGUGGUAACGUAGGCAGUGAUGCGCGGUCGCGCAUGGCGCUCCAAGAUUUUGGGAUGUACAAAAUCUCCGUGCGCCAUCUGUGUGAUGCGCAAAUGACGCCCAAGUGGGACAGGCCCUUAAGGAUACAACAGGUAACUGAUAAUGAAUGUACCUGUCUUCAGUCUACUGGAGAAGGGAGUGGGGGUGUUUGAGUGUGUCGAUGUGAACUGAGCAGUGGAAUAAUGACAUUGUUUCUCAACAUGGUGAAAUCAAAAAAUGACCAUAUAAUUUUUAAACAAUGUAUAGUUCAUUUCACUUUCCAAGCAAAUAAGCCUAGUGGUGCUGUUGACAUUCAUCAUUACAAUAAAACGUUGAAAAUCUGUCAUAAACAGAUCUAAAAUGAUGGUUAACAUAAUCAUAACUUAUUCAUCUACCUCAACCCUGUUUUGACGAAUGCAAUCAACCCGGCAAGCACAAUCAAAUAAGAUCAAAUAGAACAAGUUGUCCUACAACUUUAGGCUAUGCACGCAAGAAGAUUCAUCUACCUGUAUAAGAACUACCUGGAUGGAGAGAUUUGCUUCAAAAUGAUAUUUUGCAAACUUCCAUUAUUUGAACACAGUUUUGUAACAUAGCUAGAGUAGACUGGCCAGGGUCAAAUGGAUAAUACACUUAUAUCAGCUCUUCAAGAACCAAUCAACCUUUUUUCCAUUUAGCAUGACAAUGUUGCAUCCAUAAUCCAUGUGUUCUGUAAUGAUUGCCUGUGUGGGCAUGCUUGAACAAAUUUGCAUGCUGAUUGGCCAAAACAUUUUAAAUACACUCCCUGGUGAA
Messenger RNA from Leucoraja erinaceus (little skate), 6045 nucleotides. RefSeq names its product MFSD2 lysolipid transporter B, sphingolipid (gene mfsd2b). The record is from RefSeq and is a predicted model, not a curated record. Gene Ontology annotation, cellular component: membrane. Gene Ontology annotation, biological process: carbohydrate transport. The transcript has 16 exons. Gene Ontology annotation, molecular function: symporter activity; sphingolipid intramembrane carrier activity. Bases 1 to 1716 code for a protein of 571 amino acids. Lineage: Eukaryota; Metazoa; Chordata; Chondrichthyes; Rajiformes; Rajidae.